AUGUGAACUAUGGUGACAAUAAACACAGACACUACGAGAAUAAAUAUAUAUUCUAAUGAGAGAUUCAAGGCUCUCAUUACUUGGAAUAGGUUUCUUAAGAUAGAGUGUGUUUCACAGCUUUUAAGACUGUGUUAAUUAAUGAGCACUUAAUGAAGUGGUGGUAUUGCUGGAGUCAAAAGUUGAGAAAACGACAUCAUGUGUUUACUGUUCUUAUAUUCAAAUCCUGACGUGAAGACGGGAAGAUACAAAAUCAUAUUGGUCAACAACCGAGAUGAGACCUAUUCAAGGCCGACGAAACCUGCACAUUUAUGGAGUUCCAAAAUAUAUGGAGGCAUGGAUAUUCUCGAGGGAAAAGAGGGAGGAACUUGGCUGGGUAUUUCCGAAGCUGGUAAGAUUGGCUGCUUACUCAAUAUUUUCCAACCUUCAGACAAGUUCGAAGAAAAUGUAACUUCAAGAGGUUUCUUAGUUGUCAAUUAUCUUAAAGCAGAUCAGAGUGGAUCAGAAUACUUGGAAAAUAUAGCUAAGUUAGAUGCUGUAUACAACCCGUUUAAUUUGUUAAUGAUGGACCCAGGAGAGCAUUCCUACAAUAUAACAUAUUAUAAUAGUCAGAUAAAGUUGUCUCAGAAGAUUCAGUCAGGCGUUCAUGGAUUUGGUAACUCAGCAAUCAACAAGCCAUUCAAAAAAGUUCAGAAAGGUAAACAAAAAUUCCAAGAGAUUAUUGAAGCUUAUGGAAAAACAGAGUGUGAAGAAAAACUUAUAAAUGAACUCAUUAUUAUGAUGCAAGACACCAAAAAGUAUUUUCCUGAUGAACAAUUAAUAGAUCAAGGCAAAGGUCACUCAGAAGACUUUGUGAAGACUCUCUCCAGCAUUUGGGUCACCUUCCCUGCUCAUAAUUAUGGAACAAGGACAACUACAGUCAUCCUUGUGGACCACUCCGACAGAGUUGUGUUUAAGGAACGAACAAUGAAGGAACCAAUCAACCUGGAAGCAAUUGAAUGGGAAGUAAAUGAGUUUAGUUUCAAUUUGAAAAAAGAUUGAACAAUUUCUAAAUAAAUAUAAUUACAAUGUAACAGUACUGCAUCUACAUGUAUGAUACAUUUAUUUUGAAGGGAGACAGUGACUUUGUCUUAGCAACCUUUGUAGAUGUGUUAAAAGUAAUGCAGUCUGUGAAGACUUUUUAUUAAGUCUUUUAGUGCCAUGAACAACUAUCCAAAUUGCAAUGCCAAAUCUUUUUAAAUCUUUAAAAGCAAAUAUAUUUUCGUAUAGGAUUAUAAGCAUACAAAUUCCAAAUACAUAAUACACCAAAGAAAGUAAAGUAAUAUAUUUUUGUUUCAUGUUAAUUUACAGUCCAAUACUUCAGAAGAAAAGUAGCAUGGCUUGACAGGGAAUAUUGAUGCUCUAAGGGCUUGUGUAUGUAUAGGAUGACAGCCCUUCGUGCAAGGCUAGUUAUUUUAUUGUAUUGUUAGAGUUGACAUUUUAAUUUACAUGCUACUUGUUGAUUUUUACUUUGAUUAUAUCAGAGUCCAAAGUAAUAUGUUAAAGUAUCAAAGAGUAUCAUUAAGAGUAGCAAGAAUGUACUGAACAUUUUCCAAUAAUUAGGAUAGAGUUGCUGGACAUCAACCACUUGAGUACUAGAGUAUUACUUUGUUUAUAAGUUGAUUACAAAUAAAUUUAAUACUAUUUUAGAAAGCUGUAAGGUAUGAUUUGAAGAAGGAGUCAUUUAUCCAUAAAUUGAUGUCACAUUUAGCUUGAAGAUGUAACAUGUACAGUACUGAAAUAUUAAUCAAAACACUAUACAUAGAUGGUUGUUAUUAUGGCAUAAAGAAAGCAGUUGGCCACGUUGUACCAGUGGUCAGACAGGUAGUUAUAUCACCCAAUUUUAAAUGCAUUUUACCAGCAUGAACAUUUAUAUGUAUUAUGAUAGACAUUAUAUCUACCUACCUUUCAAUGCUAUCCAUUCCUGUAAUAUCCUACUAGAUACCCACACAGUCAUAAUCCAAAUGGCAAUCCAAACUACACUGGUAGUUUGUAUCAUAGGAACUACUGAACACUAUUGCCAAACAUUAAUGUACUCGACAGCAUGGUGUCAGUAUGUUUUGGUGGUAUUUUCCAUUGAUUUGGAGACCCUUGAUUUUGGACCACCCACCGGAUUGGCAGGCUCAUAGUUUGGUUGUUUCUUUCCUGGGAUCCUUUGAGUGUUAAAAUGUGAUAUUAAUGUACAAUUGCAGGGUACUGUAAUCUGUACUGUAAUUGUUUGUUAAUUUGGCAAAAGUUUGUUUUGGUAGCUGUCCUUGAGCUCCAUGUGGCACCAAUUGUCAGCCAUUUAAAUUUUUCCUAUACAGUAAGCACCAUUCUGAGUGUUUACUUUUCUACAUCCUAAAGAUCUUACGUUUGACUGAAAUUAAAAAAACAAAAUAGAAUAUAUUGUUUUAAAUUAAAAAUAUUAGACAUAUUUCAUGAUAUUAAAUGAAAUGAGUUAAUUUAUCUUACAUUUUAUGCAUAUAUAAUGUUGUGACUUGAAGUUCUAGAGAUUUCAUGUGGACACCCUGUAUGUUUGAAUAGCUCCUAUCAUUUAGAUUUAUUCAGCUACAUAUGCAGUAUAUUUUUUCUGAUAAGAGCCUCUUGGUGGUUCCCCUGAAACUAUCUUGCCGAGAUGGCUCCCUACUACCAGGUCACAUCAGCUGCAGGAGUACUGUUUGGUCUCCCAGGGAUCAGAGCCAGAAUGUGGUCCCCUCACAGGCACAAGGAGCAGGGGACUUAUUGUCACCCUCAUCAGGAAAGCAUCCAGAAAGUCAGCAAAGCUUUACAGAUACCUGCAUAGUUCAUUAGAAGUGAAGCAUCAAAACAGCCAAACAACUCUGCAAAUGAUUCAUUUGCGAAUAAUUGGUUCACUGGAAACUAGCUCGAACUCAUUAGUAUCAAUGGCAGCCACCAGGUGGGCCAAGGCACCCAGGCAACAGCCAGCUCCCAAGGUCAGUCCUGUCGCUGAUGUUGACUAGCUUACUAGUGUGCUCGUCAGGGUCACCAAUUGUCACAGCAGGUCCCACUACUUCUCAGCUAAGUACUGGUCAUCCUUUGGACCUGUCCUUUGUCUUUGUGAUUUGCUUAUUGAAUUUUCUUUUAGUAUUUGAUUCACGUGCACGUGUUUAUUUCCUGACAAAGCCAACUUGUGGUCUACCAUCGGAUCUGCGAUAUUCCUAAAAAUGCUGCUUUGGCCGAGUUUCCAGGCCCAUAAUCACUUCUUCAACAUAGUACCUGUCGUCUCUUCUAAUUCUUGGUAAGUUUCUUGUUUUACUCUUUCUCUAUGGAUAGUUAGCUUCAGGGAGCUGCUAAAGGGUUCCUCCCAGAAAACUAGCCUUGAAUGUCAUGAAAUGCCUCUCUAUGGUGGAGCCCCAUGGCUCCCUUCCUCCCUACUAGGUUUGUCAGAUCAUUGUGCAUCAGCUCACCUACCAGUAAAAUACGUGCCUGGAAACUAGACAGGUAUUGUGGGUUGCAUUAUGGGAAAUGUUUUAUAUAGAUUAUUAAAAUUUUUUACUUAAAGCCCUAAAACUUACCCAUAUUUCUUCUCUUGAGUUUGAACGUGAUACAGUAGUAGUGUCCUAUACAGAGAAUGUUAACCCCCAGUUGCACUAGCAGUUUAUCUUGCAUUUUCUUCAAAUGUAUUUAUCACUUGAUAACUAUUUCCAGCUCUACUUGGUAAUUUGUUGAUGCCUAUUACCAUACUUGAAUUUCACAAAAUGUUACUCAUUCUCACUCAUUCAAUCUUCUUUAUCCCUUCUCUGGCGGUAUGAUGCCUACUUAAUAUCUAGCUUAUUUUUAUAUUUACCUUAUUCUAAUUGCAUAUACUGUGCUGUAAUUAUUACAAUACUGUACUGUAAUUUCACCUAACCUGUGGACAGUAAUAAAAGAAGCUCCAGUGGUAUUUACAGUACAUAGUGUUGAUGUGGAUAACACUGCAUAUUUUUAGGAGUUCUAGACAUCAUAUGCUGAAGUAACAUUUCAUAUUAGACCUUAUGUAUUUGAGCUUCAGAUGGUAUUAUAUGUGCUCACCUAGUUGUAUUUGCAAGGGGGUGAGCCAUGGCUUUUGGGUUCCACCUUCCAAUUCUUAAUCAUCUGGCAGAGCUCCAUAUGAAUUAUGGAGUGAAUAUUAUAGGACAUUAAUUAUACUGUAUACAAUACCUGUAUUUAUACACAAUAUAAAAUUUAUUUGUUCUCAACUGAUGUUUUUAAAUAUCUUAUAACUACUCUAUAAAAAAAAAUAGAGCGAGUGAAUGUGAGGAUACGAGAUGAAGUGGGGCUUCAGUGUUGGGGGGGUUACAAUGGUGUGAAUAUUACACGAGAAAUGGCAGAGAACAAGGCUAAGUGCAACUAUGUUAAGGAGUACAUGCUCUUUUUAGGAGGACAACUAAUGAGUUAAAUUUCAAGUAUGUUUAUUGAGACAAGAAAAAAAUACAUCUCAAAGGGAUAGAGUAGCUUAGGCUAUUUCUAUCUCUCUAAGACAACUAAUGAGCAGCACACAAAAACAGGCAAUAAGACGACUGGAGUGCUGCUAAUUCUCUAUGAUGUUCUCACAGUAUGAAAGACUAAUUUUAAAUGUACAAUACUCUAGUAUAUUCUUAACCAUUUCCUGUUCCAUGUGCUUGUCUUCUCCCUGCUGAUGGCUCCCUACCCAUUGGGAAAUUAGUUAAUCAUGAUGAAUGGAUGUAUAUACCAUGUUGAUACCUAAUAACUUAUGUCCUUUUGCAGUACUAUUAUGGUUAUACAGUAUUUUGCUAGUCUGUUGUUAGUCUCAGACAUACUUGUCUGCAGUGCUGCCAAUAAAGUUGCAUAACAUUGUUGUUACUGAAACUUGAUAACUAUUGUAUACUAGAAUACAGGAUUCAACAUGUUUGAUGGCCCAGGUAGAAAUAUUAAAUACAAUCUCAGUUCAGCUUCAAACUGAAUGCAAAUUUGGAGACCAACUAGUAUAAAGUCAAAUGUGCAAAAUCUUAUUAGCCUAAUGCAAAAUUUUGCAAGGGUCACAGUUUACCUUUAUCAGAUUUAGUUUAAACAAAAUUUAUAAACUGUUUACAUUCUUAUUAAUGCCUACAGCUGAUUCCCUACAGUCAGUAGGCCUACAAAAAACAUUGUCUAAAAAAAACAGGCCUACAAAUUGUUGUUCUUCUUCAGUACUGUCACAUUUUGUCCUUGGACGUCCCUUACUCAUAUCGUGUAGGGAUCCAGUUCAUUUAAAUUUGUUCACAAGUUCAUGAAUCGUUUUGAUCUAGAACCAAGUCUAUGAAAUUUCCUUGUAAAUCUUUCUCUGAUUUUAUUAUAUUGCAAUUCUUUAAUAUGCUAUGUCGCAACAAAGAUGCGUUCUUGUGUAUUUAUUAUUAGUACAGUAUUGUAUUAUGGUUCUGAAAAAAAUUGACAAUUUAUAAAUUUCACAUUUAUAACACAUUAAAGAUGAUUACCAUUA
Molecule: messenger RNA, 5458 nt
Organism: Procambarus clarkii (red swamp crayfish)
Lineage: Eukaryota; Metazoa; Arthropoda; Malacostraca; Decapoda; Cambaridae
Gene: Tango2
Product: transport and golgi organization 2
Biological process (GO): protein secretion; Golgi organization
Cellular component (GO): Golgi apparatus
Source: RefSeq, a predicted model, not a curated record